This is a messenger RNA of Sodiomyces alkalinus F11, 1773 nucleotides long. RefSeq lists its product as hypothetical. Bases 1 to 1773 code for a protein of 590 amino acids. The record is from RefSeq and is a predicted model, not a curated record. The transcript is spliced from 2 exons. NCBI's taxonomy places the organism in Eukaryota, Fungi, Ascomycota, Sordariomycetes, Glomerellales, Plectosphaerellaceae.
AUGGACCCUUCAGCUGCCACCGGGGCUCUGGAGCUUCCAGAGCUGGCCGUGUCCGAUUAUAUCCGCCAGGUUCUCCAACUGCCUGGCCUCGAAGCCCAAGCGUCCUUCGAAGCGAAUCUGCUUUCCAAAGCCGCGUCUUGGGACAUUCCGAUACCCGAGCCUAUGUGCCUUUUCCCACCCGACGAGCAGAAGCGCAACACAUCCAGUACCGAGUCCCAGGGCUCUACCGUCGCGACCUUCCAUGCGCGGACCUUGUCCUCCAUCUCUUGCGGCUCGGCGAGCACAGCUCCAACCUCGCGGUCUGUCAUCGAGGACUUGGACGACCUAGAAGCCCUGCACAAGCCCGCCUUCUCCGGCAAGCCACGGGCCCCGAGCUUCACCCACUACGACAGAUACCUUGCCCAGGUCGAGCCUAACUUGGACCAGCACCGACACCAACCCAAAUACAACGAGUCCGAAACCCACGGAUCGCCUAGCAGCUCGGCCCAAAGCCUGUUCAGUGUCAGUUCCAGAAGAAACUAUUUCGGCAUCAUGAAUGGGAUGCGCAAGAUCAGAUGGGGAAAGAGACAUAGUCUUGAUCUUCACCGCUCCAUUGCUUGCACAAGUUGUCGCCAAGAUUUCAGCAAGUUGAGCCGUCAACAUACACUGCCCUGCCGCCACUCGUAUUGCAGCCAAUGCCUCAAGCAACUGGUCCAGCAGACCAUCACGGACGAAUCCAAAUUCCCCCCACGAUGUUGUACCCAACCCAUACCGAGCUCGACCCUGAAGGCAAUUCUACCCCGGGAAGACUCCCGCGAGUUCCUCCAAGUCGUACAGCAGUUCAGUACACCCUGGGAGUACCCCAACGGGUCUGAAGAGCCGGAACGGCGAUGCGUGGAAGAAGACGAAGAAAAAGGAGCAGAAGCAGAAGCAGAAGCAGAAGCAGAAACCGGACAGGCCGCCGAGGAGGUCGAAGCCGCCGAAAUCGCGCAGGCACAGGAGCGGCUAUACGAACACAGCGAGUAUCUGCGACUGCGACGCGACUUGGAAGACCAGCGGCGGCGGUUCCGGACGUUCGUGGACCAGAAGAAAGCCGGAAUGAGGCAAAGGCACGCAGAAGGGAGGAGGAAGGUCACGGCCAAGUACGCCGAGCAAGCGGAGAAGAUGCGAGAACGACACGCCAAGACGGCGGCACAGCUCGAGGAGCGGCAGAUCGAAGCCGAGAUGGAAAUGCGGGCAACGCUAGAACAGGAGGAGAAGACCAUCCUGAUCCGGCUCAAGCACAUGGAGGCCUACUGCGACGGUCUGGGCCGCAGCCCGGAGUCGGGCCUCCCACCACGCGUCGUGACGGAGCGCGACCUCCGCGAGCUCGGGCAGCAGUACAACCUCCGGGACGGCAUGGCGCGGCUGCACGAAUCCAAGAUCAACGUGCUGAGGGAGAAGCAGGCAAGACGCAUGGGCGAUCUGCUCGCCAGGCAGGACGAGGGGCUGGAGAAGCUCGAGGCGGAUAGGGACCGGGAACUGGAUGACCUGGCGGGGGCCGCGGCGCUGGAGGAGGACGAGUUGGCCCGCGUGUUCCGCCAGCGCGAGCUCGAAGCCCAGCGGCUGUGGCAGGUGAUUUUCGACAUUUUGCGCAGGGAACUCGAGCAGAAGGAUGGUGUUCGCUAUGGUUCCCUUGACGCCCCGGCCGCGUGGCUGGAAAGCGAUGAAGCUGACGCAUCUUCAUUACCGUCGGCGGAAGUCUCGUCGGAUCCUUCGCGGCAACCUUCGACACAAUGGUUGUCUCUCCUUUGA